Molecule: messenger RNA, 345 nt
Organism: Knipowitschia caucasica
Lineage: Eukaryota; Metazoa; Chordata; Actinopteri; Gobiiformes; Gobiidae
Source: the annotation of a GenBank genome assembly
AUGAGGUGGAGAGAGGAGGUGGAGAGAGAGGAGGUGAAGAGAGAGGAGGUGAAGAGAGAGGAGGUGGAGAGAGAGGAGGUGAAGAGAGAGGAGGUGGAGAGAGAGGAGGUGGAGAGAGAUGAGGUGGAGAGAGAGGAGGUGGAGAGAGAGGAGGUGGAGAGAGAGGAGGUGGAGAGAGAGGAGGUGAAGAGAGAGGAGGUGAAGAGAGAGGAGGUGGAGAGAGAGGAGGUGGAGAGAGAGGAGGAGGAGAGAGAGAGGGAGGUGAAGAGAGAGGAGGUGAAGAGAGAGAGGAGGUGGAGAGAGAGAGGAGGUGGAGAGAGAGGGAGGUGGAGAGAGAGGAGGUGA